Aspergillus pseudonomiae is the source of this 261-nucleotide messenger RNA. RefSeq lists its product as uncharacterized. The coding region runs from base 1 to 261 and encodes 86 amino acids. The transcript is spliced from 2 exons. The record is from RefSeq and is a predicted model, not a curated record. Lineage: Eukaryota; Fungi; Ascomycota; Eurotiomycetes; Eurotiales; Aspergillaceae.
AUGAACAAGCAAAGCCUCCUCAACGCACUCAUUGGCGUCCUCAAUUCGACCUCCAUUCUUCGCACGGGGGUUCAAGAGCCCAGCACUACUGACAGCACGAGUCUCCAUGCGACGCCGACCAACGGGACACUGAGUACCGGCGGGAUGUCAAAUUGCACUCAGGCCUGCGCGCUAGGUGGCCUGGCUUGUGUAGUAGCCCUCCCUAGUGAAGCGAACUUCUGGUACGUGGCUUUGCUGGGACUCAUAUUCCGGGUGUAUUAA